CGGGUCAGACGUCGUUUCGUGUUGCUUCAAAAUGCUUUUUACACAAUGCUUUUUCAAAAUAUAUUUGUCUAUUCACUUCAUUUCUUUCGUCUUUCAUUCGAGAACGUCGGCAGAUAUACAGAAUAACACAGAAUGGAUGAGCAUCAAGAGAUUACGAUCGAAAUUAUUAAAUAAUUACAAUAAACAACUCGAUCCCGUUCAACGCCAGGGAAAUAAUACGGUUGUUAAUCUCACUUUAUCAAUUAUAUACAGCAUGGACCUGAUAGAAAAGAAUGAAACUCUAAUACUAGAAGGAUCCAUUCGUCGGAUUUGGCAAGACGAUCGAAUGGUUUGGAAUCCUAAUGAAUUUGGAGGAUUAGAUUCUCUUCCUGUAUAUGAAGAGGAUAUUUGGUUACCUAAAAUUACCAUUCUUGAGAGUGCUCCCGAUCAUAGUCACAUCCAACUAAAAACAAGACCCGUCAUUAAAGCAUUAGGUACGAUUCAUUGGUCGGUAAGAGGCACAUUCAAAUCACUCUGUCCAUUGACCUUUGACAUUUAUUUGCAAACCGUUCAGACGUGUAAUAUAAGUUUUUUGGCUCGGACUCCCGAAGAUCUCGACAUAGAUCUCCGAAUAGGAAGUCCCAAAAUCCACGGAGAUGGUCCCAAAUCCAUCAGCACCAAAUGGAAGUUUGUAGGUUACGAAGUGAAAAGGAUAGUCAGAUACGAAGAGAACGUAUCCAGGAAUCGGAUAUACGUUGUCUAUUCUUUUAAAAUUCAAUCGAUGCCACCCAAAGAGGAAAAAAUCGUUAAAUCGCCAAUUAUCGUUUCCACCAUUUUAAUGCUAUUGAUGUUUUUGUUACCUUCUUCCAACGAUAAGAAGUUAACUUUAGGAGCAACGUCCAUUUUUAUUCUCUUGAGUCUUUUCUUCUACGUUGUGAAUGUCGUCGAGUCUCCGAUAUCCAAAAAUAUUGCGAUAUAUCCAAUUCGUUCCAUGGUUUACAUCGUGGUGUCGGCUAUUCUCUUCGAAAUUUUAGUCCUUCUGGUGACAAGACUAAGAACGGAACCGCCUAAAUUAACGGAUAUUCUUUAUGGAAAUGUGGGAAGAGUUAUGUGUUUGUUCUGUCGACAAGAUACGAGGGACGAACCGAAGACGAAGAGAAGUCCCGAAGAAGUGUGGAAGAUGGUGGCAAAAGCUAUGGACAGAUUUCUAUUUAUAUCAUUUGUAAUCGUCAUCGUCGUCGUUCGAUUGUGUUAAUUAUAUUUUAUGUAAAAUUAUAUUAAAAUUUAUUCGAAUGUAAAAAAAAGUUUUAAAAA
Messenger RNA from Centruroides sculpturatus (bark scorpion), 1293 nucleotides. Its product is annotated as neuronal acetylcholine receptor subunit alpha-6-like. Bases 32 to 1234 code for a protein of 400 amino acids. The transcript is spliced from 6 exons. Gene Ontology annotation, biological process: monoatomic ion transmembrane transport. Gene Ontology annotation, molecular function: extracellular ligand-gated monoatomic ion channel activity; transmembrane signaling receptor activity. The record is from RefSeq and is a predicted model, not a curated record. NCBI's taxonomy places the organism in Eukaryota, Metazoa, Arthropoda, Arachnida, Scorpiones, Buthidae. Gene Ontology annotation, cellular component: membrane.